Dentiscutata erythropus is the source of this 309-nucleotide messenger RNA. The record is from the annotation of a GenBank genome assembly. Lineage: Eukaryota; Fungi; Glomeromycota; Glomeromycetes; Diversisporales; Gigasporaceae.
CCGCUGCUGUCAUGAGCCCAAGUUCAUACACUACAACCUUAAAAAGGCCCACCAUAGUCAAUGGAGUAGUUAACAAUCAGAGUUAUAUAAAUAAACCAAUAUUCAAGCCAACUUUGAAUUCAGAAAACAAAUUCAUGGACCGUCCGCAUUUCAAAAUUAAUCAAGUCGAUUCAGUCUUAUUAGCGAAUUCUGAUGCAAUCACUUGUCCACAAUGUUUUGUACCAAAAUCUGUUUUUUACAUAAUUGAAGAUGCAAAACAAGAAAAAUCAAAGGAAUUUUAUGUUUGUAUGUCACAUGGUGAUAGUGGAU